Molecule: messenger RNA, 1047 nt
Organism: Ustilaginoidea virens
Lineage: Eukaryota; Fungi; Ascomycota; Sordariomycetes; Hypocreales; Clavicipitaceae
Exons: 4
Coding region: 1-1047 (348 amino acids)
Biological process (GO): regulation of DNA-templated transcription
Molecular function (GO): zinc ion binding; DNA-binding transcription factor activity, RNA polymerase II-specific
Source: RefSeq, a predicted model, not a curated record
AUGGGAAAACGGUUCUGGUUGAGCUGCUUCCUCUAUAUCGAGAGUACCGUGUCGAGAGUACCGCGUAAUCAAACGGCAACGUCCAGGAUGAAGUCGUCGUACAAGCGACUCUUGCCUGGUUCCUCCAAGGGCGGGGGGCCUCAAGACGGAGGAGCCAACCCUGUCGAUGGUUCGCAGUCUCCGGCGACUUGCUCCGUAAAUCUCAUAGCCUGUGAUUCGUGCCGGCGGAAAAAGGCAAAACCGAGUUUUCCAUUGCGACUCACCACCCUCUUAGCAAUAACCCCAGAGUGCGAUGGACAGCGACCCGUGUGCGAUCGAUGUUCUCGAGGUGGAUCGCAGUGCAGAUACGAUGCUGACGUGGGCGAAUCGCGCUCUGCCGCCAUGAAGAAAAAGUACAGCGCCCUGAACAAGAACUUCCGCCGCCUGUACUGGGAAGAGCACCAGCUGAGGAGGUUCUACGGAUACAUCCGUGCCGCCCCGGAAGACGAGGCCUACAACAUAUUUUUACAGAUCCGCGCCAGCGGCAGCAGCAACCCGAUUGACGUGCUCGGCUCUCUCCGUCACGAAACCUCCGACGGCGAGAUGGAACGAAAGGACUCCCUGACCUCAAACGAGGAUUCCGACGGCGCGAGCUACGAGCCCUUUGCCACCAGCCCCCAUACUCUCGAGGUCCCCGCAGCGCCCUGGACCACGGUUGCUGGGGCCAAGAUUGUCUGCGAGCUGAUUUCGCAGUACUUCACCUACGACUACUUAUACGUGUUCCCCCCCAUCAACCGCGAGGUUUUUAUUCGCGACAUGAACUCCGGGAGUCCUGUUGCGGCGACGAGCUGCUCGCCCGCGCUUGUCAACGCCAUAUGUGCUCAACAAUGCUUUCUCUCGCCUCGUGAUCAUAUCGAUGGUGUCCCGCGCACAGAAAUGGCCAAGCGGUUCUUGGAUGAAGCCAACCGACUCAUUCCCCACGACUGGAAAAGCGUCUCUUUACCGACAUGCCAAGCCGCCUGUCUCAUCUAUGCUGCCCAUGCUGCCAAAGACCAAUUCCACAUCUAG